GGCGCGCCCUGUGCUGCGCACCCCGUCCCGCCAUGAGCGCCGCGCAGCUGAGGGCGGCCGCGCAGGCGGCCCCGCGCUCCGUGCACGCCUUCUCGGCGCGCCCGCUGGCCGGCGGCGAGCCCCUGAGCCUGGGCUCCCUGCGCGGCAAGGUGCUGCUCAUCGAGAACGUGGCGUCGCUCUGAGGCACCACCGUCCGCGACUACACGCAGAUGAACGAGCUGCAGCGGCGCCUGGGCCCGCGGGGGCUGGUGGUGCUGGGCUUCCCGUGCAACCAGUUCGGGCACCAGGAGAACGCCAAGAACGAGGAGAUCCUGAACUGCCUCAAGUACGUGCGGCCCGGCGGCGGGUUCGAGCCCAACUUCCCGCUGUUCGAGAAGUGCGAGGUGAACGGCGCGCAGGCGCACCCGCUCUUCGCCUUCCUGCGCGAGGCGCUGCCCGCGCCCAGCGACGACCCCGCCCCGCUCAUGACCGACCCCAAGUUCGUCGUCUGGUCGCCCGUGUCCCGCAACGACGUGUCCUGGAACUUCGAGAAGUUCCUGGUGGGCGCGGACGGCGUGCCCGUGCGCCGCUACAGCCGCCGCUUCCCCACCAUCGACAUCGAGCCCGACAUCGAGGCGCUGCUGGCCCAGGCGCCCGCCUCCGCCUAGGCCCCCGCCCGGCGGCCCCGGGGGGUUUGUCCAUGAAGGUGUUGCUCUAAACCUCACGGAGGAACGCCCGAUGCCCAGCUAACCCCCCGAUGGGCCCUGUCCUGCCCGCCCCUGCCCCCCCACCCCCAUCCAUGGCUUUUCCCAAUAAACGUCCGGUGUCAGCGGAGCUCUG
This is a messenger RNA of Pipistrellus kuhlii (Kuhl's pipistrelle), 819 nucleotides long. RefSeq names its product glutathione peroxidase 1 (gene GPX1). The record is from RefSeq and is a predicted model, not a curated record. Gene Ontology annotation, cellular component: mitochondrion; cytosol. The transcript has 4 exons. Gene Ontology annotation, molecular function: glutathione peroxidase activity. NCBI's taxonomy places the organism in Eukaryota, Metazoa, Chordata, Mammalia, Chiroptera, Vespertilionidae. Gene Ontology annotation, biological process: response to hydrogen peroxide; response to selenium ion; glutathione metabolic process.